This is a messenger RNA of Seminavis robusta, 504 nucleotides long. The record is from the annotation of a GenBank genome assembly. NCBI's taxonomy places the organism in Eukaryota, Bacillariophyta, Bacillariophyceae, Naviculales, Naviculaceae.
AUGAACGGCGACAACCGAAACAGAAAGAAGAUUGAAGCUGCAUUAGAUUUAGUUGAUUGCCUUUGGUCUGCCGAAGAUCGAGCCAAGAGUAUCAACCGUGGCUUUGCCGACGACACUACCGCUACCCAAGUGUACAUGGAUAUCGAUGACCGAGUGAAGAGAGCCUACCAUGUCUUCGACAACCCUGGUAACAAGUGGAUUCCCAAUACCCGAAGAUCAACAGCGGUGACUGGUGUGGGAAAUCUUGUGCUUAGAAGGCGCGAUGGAUUUCAUCAAGAGAUAAAUAGGCGCAUGCCAAAGUGGACUACAGCAACACCAAUAACAGCUGGAGCCACUCUUUGGGACAUUGUUGUGCAGCAUGAGGCGCAUAUCAAGGCUCGAGUCCUCGCCGAAAGGAGCAACAAGAGCAGAAGAAGAUAGUGCAAAUGAUCAGUCAGCGCUUUGUUUUCCGUUGGCUGUUGUUGCUGUUGUUGAAAUUAUUGAUGUUUUUGUCAUUGUGCGGCA